Molecule: messenger RNA, 1812 nt
Organism: Copidosoma floridanum
Lineage: Eukaryota; Metazoa; Arthropoda; Insecta; Hymenoptera; Encyrtidae
Source: RefSeq, a predicted model, not a curated record
UCGAGUUCAAUGACACGCCGUUGUCUACGAUGAUGGUGCUCGCUAACGACGACGGGCGCAGGGGUGUGGUGUAAAAAAUCCGAGACAGGACGCGAGUCUACAGACCAGCUAUUUUUGUUUUUUCAUUGUUUUCGUUGAUCAUCGAACGUAAGGUAAGGUGUAUCGCAUGGGUGGCACGGGAGAAUCGAGAAGGACAAAGGAGAACCGAGGGGGCGUUUGUUGUUAAUUCGGGUAUAGAACGACAAUCAGCAAUGUCGGACAGCGAGGACGGGGGAAUAACGGAGGACUCGUGCGCCGCCGAGUGGAGCAUAACGAGGGAGUGGCUGGAGGGCAUACUGCAGGAGCACCACGUACGGCUGAAGGAGACCGGGGCGAGGGAGGAACCGGAGGGGAAGAAAGACGAGGAGCAGAUAAAUAACGAGUUGGCCAGACCGAGCGUCGUCGAUUACCAGGUGAGGCCGGGCUGCAGCGCCGGUGAGAGCGUGCUCAGUGACAUACUCGCCGUCAACCUCGAGUACCGACUCGCGGCCGACCACCCGGUCAGGCAGCUCAGCUUGAUCGUCAAACGGCUACCCCAGGAUCCCUACAGUCGGUUCUUCGUCACCGAGGCGCAGUUCGAUCUCAGGGAGAUCAGGUUUUACACCCAGGUGGUGCCGGAUCUCGAGGUCUUCCAGCGCCAGAACAAGCUCAAUUCGGCGAGCACGACCAAGCUGCCGAUCCCGCGUUGCAUCCACGCCCACUACAGCCCGGCCGGCGGCACCGAGGACAGUCCCGUGCCGCCCGAGUCGUUCCUCGUCCUCGAGAACUUGAGCUCCCGGGGCUUCGAGGGUGCCGAGUUCUCGCGCGGCUUGACCCUCAGGCAAGCCGAGGCCGCCCUCACGGCCGUCGCUCGCGUGCACGCCCUCUCGCUCUCCCUCAAGGUCAAGGAGGACACGUCCCUCUCGGAGCGCUACCCGUUUCUCUUCCAGACGGCCAGGGCGACCGACUCGUACCAGCAGCUCGUUGAACGGGGCUUGCCACAGUUGGCGCGCUUCUUGGAGCGCCGGCCGGGCCUGGAAGCAGUGCUCGAGGCCCUAUUGGCUCUGAGGCCGCGCACCAAGGAGGUGAUAGCCAGCCUCCUGGCGCCGGAGGGACCCAUCGCGCUCAUCACCCACACGGACUUUUGGAGCAACAACUUGCUGUUUCGCAUGGGUACGGAGAAAGACGGUAACAACAGCGGGAGCUGCGAGUGCGCGAUCCUCGAUUGGCAGAUGGUCACCUACAGCCGGCCGACUAACGACGUGGCCCUGCUCCUGGUGAGCAGUGUCCCGAGCGAGUUGCGCCGGCGUCACACCUCGAGCCUCCUCGACACCUACUGGGCCAGUUUAACCGGGACUUGUGCGGCUCUGGGACUCGACGUCACCGGCCGGCUCGGUUACAACCGGGCCGAUCUCGAUCGGGACUACCGAAGCUCGCAGCUCCUCGCGCUCUUGCUCUGCAUCGGCUCGGUCGACGUUGCCCUCGGGGACCCCAUGACAGAGCAACGGCUCAUCGACGUGCUCGAGGACCUGCACGCCGACGGAGUUCUCGCGAUCGGGGACAUUAUCAAGCCACCUGUACUGGACGAUAUCGUCUGAGCUGCCCCCCAUACCGAUACAUAUAUACACACACACAUUUAUAUGCUACAUUUACGUGCGAUGCGAAGAUCGUUUAAAUAAAUCGCGCGUUUAUCUCUCGCUUUGCGAUAGCUCUGCAGUAGCCGAAUGUUUGUUUUAUAUUUUUUAUCAACUGUCGUUUUUGGCUCUAUUUGGUGCAAUGUACGCGCGUUUCUUU